Molecule: messenger RNA, 5426 nt
Organism: Paramuricea clavata
Lineage: Eukaryota; Metazoa; Cnidaria; Anthozoa; Malacalcyonacea; Plexauridae
Source: the annotation of a GenBank genome assembly
AUGACUAGUACUACAGUGAGUAUAACAACAAGUACAAGUGAAUAUAAUCCAAUGGUUUGUAUGCAGACAAUCACAAGAGUGAUAGACAGUUCAGUUUGUAUACCAACGACAACAAGAGUGAUUGAUACCACAGUUUGUAUGUCACCGCCCACAACAAUGACUACUGCCACACAAAUUAUAACACCGUCCACAACAAGGAUUCCUAGCACAGAAAAUAGUAUAACACCCACCACAACAAUGAUUACUGCCAAAUAUAUUAUCACACCUUCCGCAACAAGGAUUCCUACCACAGAAAAUAGUAUAACAUCGUCCACAACAGUGAUUCCUAGCACGGAUACUAUAACACCGACCACAUCGGUGAUUAGUGCCACACUGAGACUACUGAGUGUACCAACAAGUACAAGAACAGUUUCUAUGCACACGACGAUUGACACUACAGUUUGUAUCCCAACGGCAUUAACAGUGAUUCAUAUCACAGUUUGUAUAACACCGACCACAACAGAGAUUGGUACUACAGCUGGUACAACACCCACCACACCAGGUACAUGUAGUGUUAGUAUAUUUUUCAUUUUAAUUUUUUUGUGUGUAACCUUUGACGCGUUCCGAACUAUCUUUGUAUUUUGCAAAAUAGAAUUUGUUCUAAACGGAAACUACAUCAUUUGCUAAAUUUUGAAAACACCAGAAGAAUUUCAUUCCAAGUAGCUGAAAUAUGGAGGCAAAACUACCAUGUCCACAAAUUAGAAAUAUUGCAGACUUAACUCGAUAUAUUUUUACUAUAUACAGGCAUAUUUGAAAAAGUAUUUAAAAAGCCAACUAUAAACCCAACGUGUUUCGUGUUGUCCACGCAUUAUAAUGCAUGCAUGCGCAUAGUGAUCAUAUCAUAAUAUGUUGUCACGUCGGCAGCUUUAACUGGACUUUAGGGCCCUUCAAAAUGUUUCACUUCCCUUGCUCGAAACGUAGAAGUUCUGCUUGCAUAUUUCGAUAGUUGCAUGCCUAUAUCAGCCGAAGUUCUGUUAUCAGAGAAAAGUUCAUAAUACAACUAAAUUUGCACCCUAUGAAUUUAACUUGCGUUUUAAACUUGCAUUCCAUUUUUUGGCAAGUCAUUUUUAUAAUUAGUUUUUAAAAAAUCCCAGCUGCGUGCAUGCACUUGAAAGUUUACUUUUCAAAAUAAUUUGCCUAAACAUUUCACAGAGUUUCCUAUAAUUAACAUGAAUUUUAACGAUUUUAUUUCUCUUCUAAUAUAUAGGUCCUCCAUGUGCCAGUGCUCCAUGCUGGAAUGAUGGGACUUGUUCAAAUAAUGGAUCAACAUUUAUUUGCUUAUGUUCGGCUGGAUAUACUGGUGACCGCUGCGAAACGGAGGGUAAAUAUUAUUCUCGAGAACGUAGGCUACUAGAUGUAUUUUUUCGCUUUCUCAUUUCUAUCCCAGAAAGGAUUUUCACCACUAACAGCGCAAGGACGCGCUAAAAUUUUAAAAUAUACACGAGAAUUCCGUGAUAAUGCUUGAGAGAUUAGCAUUGCUCAGAAAUACUCUAGAAAAUAGAUUUGCACUUGAGUCUCCAGAUAGAUGCGAGUGGUUUUUGCGGGAACCACUCAGUAUUUUUUACAAAAUACAAAAUCAACGUAACUCCGAACAUCCUAAACAUUUUCAAAAUUGUUUAUUUUUACGCUAUGAUUAGAGUGUUAUACCAACAGGAAUUCUGUAAUUAUAUUACAGAACAUAGAUAUAUAUAAUGUGGAGAAAUAUGAGAGUGUCUAUGUCAGUUACAUAGUGAAAUAUUAUUAGCUCUUUGGAGGCUUCUCAUUCUAUGGUUAAGAUGAGGGUUAGUCAACUUAUUGCAAUGGAUUGUCUCAAUAGAAGCAGUGACGAGUGGUCAGCUCUUAUAGUCUAGGACCUGUAUAUGUGUUUGUAUGCGAUUCAUUUAAGACAUGCAAUCUCAACUGUUUUAGGGUAAAAUGACCAUGACGCUCAACAUGGCAUAUGUGCGAAAACCUGAAUCCGGGGCGAAAGUCCUGAAAAUGACCCCGCCCUGAAACGGCAGUGUCGAAAUAGCUCUAACUUCUGAAAAGGAAAAGCUGUUUGGAAGGAAAGCUGUUUAAGAUGUUUGGAAGGGUUGCUUCUAGGGGUGGUCAGUCGAAGGAAAAAUUUGUCUAAGUAUAAUAUUUUACCAGAAAAUGACCAUGCACCACCCCAGGUAAAUUGCUAAUGAUGCACAAAAUAACUAAUAUGCAUGGCAGAAAUUAAAUUUUCUUAUUUCCCAAAAAAAUUAUCAUGGGAUGAAAAACUAUGCUUAUAGUUCAAUAUAAUUAUUGUAGUUUUCAUAAGGAUUGCCUUUGUUGUUUUUUAAUAUAAUAUAUUUUAUUUCACUUACCCCCCCGAAAACACGAUUUAAGCCAUACUUCGCAGUCUUGUUCGCCCUCUAUGACCAAGUCUCGCAAAUUUCAUCCAGUUGUUGUACUUUUACAUAAUGAUAAAUGGCUAAAGAAGGUUAUCAACCAAGUUUCAUGACGUUUUGAAACAGUGCAAUGUGUUUUAUGGUCGAUAUUGUGUCCUUCGAUAUUUCGUCAAAUUGCCGCCAUUUUAAUGGUUCGACGCUUCUCUGCUCGAUAAAUGGCACUUCUUCAUUUUCAUAUGUAUUUACAUUACAGUAUCCAAGGGUAUUUAUUGUAGAAUAGUCCGAAUCGAAAUAUUGCAGUUGGAAGGAAGAACCCUCCCGUAAACCAUUUAGGUUCAAAAUAAAAAACAUAUCAUUUGAAAGUCACGCGCAAUCUUUGCGAAAACUUCUCGUGGACAUAUGACAGGGGUGAAUAUUUUCACGAAACGUUUGUUCGCCACCAAAUACGGAAACAUAACUAAAUAUAUUGUAUAUAUUGUAUUUUUAUGAUUUAUAAUAAAAACAACAAAUAUUUGAGUACAUACAAACUCAUAAACGAGUCCCAGACUAUUAUUAAUUAUUUCACCGAAUUAUUAAAAAUAAGCUCAGAUAAUUACAUUUAGUAUAAUUACAUAGGUGAUUAUUGAAAAUUCUCCACGCUGAUUGGUUGCCGUUAAAGUGAUUAUUACGCGAUAAUCACCUAAGCGAUUUUCAAAAUGGCGGACGAAGCCGUUUUGUUAAUUAAAUGACGAAGAAAUGUGUAUUUUUUAAUUUUUUCUAAAUAUUCACGUAGGGCCUAUGAAAUUAUACUAAUUAACAAUUAUUCACCUCAGGUUCGUUGAUUAUCGUGAAUAAAACCCUCGACUUCGUCGCGGUUUUUAUUCACAGAUAAUCACCUCGCCUUCGGCGAAUAAUCGUUAAUUAUUCGCUGAAGGCGAGGUGAUUAUCGGGGAUUCCCCAAUAAUCACCGAUCCGAAAAAUAUGGGCGAAUAAUUGUUUGUCUUUUGUGACUGAAUUAUUUUAAUUUUGCUAAUUCCUUUUUUAGUAACGCACUUCCACAAAACGGAUAGCCGCCAUUUUGCAAAUUUCGGUUUGUUAUAUUCACCUGUAGGUGAAAUACGUACGCGAAAUACAGCUUAAUACGUUAAAUUUGACCAAUCAACUUGUAGGAUUUGUGAUAUUCACUUCUGCAAAAAUACUAAUAACAGAUAUUGGAUGAGGUUUUUGACACUUAUAUAGAGAACAUAAAAUUUCGGGAUAUCACAAAAACCGAAUUCAAUAAUCGUCUAUUAUACAUUGCAUUUUCACUUUUUAUUAACGUUUUCGACGAACAGUGAUAUAUAAACAACGUUUGGUUCUCAAAAAAGACGAAUAAAAUGUUAUAGAUUUCUCAUUUAACUAUACUAAAGUUCUAAUGAAAAUAUCAAAAAAGUCUUCUUUUUGCACAAAAAAAAACAUUGAAACUAACACGCCAUUCGUUCAUGUUAUUUUUUUGUUUUAAUUCGUGUAUCGAAACUUUGAAUGCCAAGUGAGCAUAUAUUUACACUAUCUAAGACCUAAUCAGGAAAGGUUGCGAAAAAUGCAACACCAUAGGUCCUCUGGUAUAGGAAUCGAAUCUGCGCCCAUGCGAUUCCGGGGCAGUCCUCUAACCAACUGAGCUACAGAGGUCAGUUGUCAAAGCGCAACCGCAUGUUCAUGUAUGUGCACUGUAGAUUUUGUAUAAAAUCUAUCGUAAUGUAUUAAAUUGGUGUUCCUGACUUGCAAAAUAGAGUUUGGAAGGAUCAACUUCGAGUUAUUUAUUAUUUCAUUACUUACUUCUUUUUUACAAAAUCAAACAGUUAAUGCGACAUGUCAAGCAAGAGACGAUCCACACUACUCGACAUUUGAUGGAACACUUUAUGACUUUAUGGGAAUAUGUGAAUAUAUUCUGGCUAAAGACAGUGUAAAUAACACAUUUGAAGUAAGACAAUUGAAUGAACCGUGUGGAAAUGGAGAAUUUUCAUGCACAAAAUCGCUAACAGUGAUUUUCCCAAACGUAACUAUCCAACUACUGCGGGGAAGUGUGGUGGUAAAUGAUUCGCAAAUUGAUUUGCCUGUAUCUUAUGGAGGUAAAUUCUUUUCAACUUUCAUACCUGAUAUGUGGUUUAAUGCAGUUUGACGUUCCAGUCACACAUUUUAAAUUUAGUAGAAUAUAUCUAGCCAGUUGAACGGCAUAUCCUUUCAUUUGUGAGAGCUUUUAUUAUGAAAAGGAAUUUAAUUAUAUAUAAUGUGUGUUUGGAAUGGUCCUGCCUUAAGUUGUCUCUCUUAUUCAUAAUAUUCUACAUGGUAGGCCUACUUAAUAAGAAAAAGAUCCAAGAAAUGAAAUAUAUUUAUAUGUUCUGCUGUUGAAUAGUUGGCGGUAAUUUGGCAUAGAAUAAUGUUGUGAAAAUUUGAAAAAUUAGAAAAUUUGUUGUGUUUCUUGCUGAAAGUUAAUCUUAUCUCCAUUGUGUUUUUCAAGGUGUCACUAUUGACAAUAUUACGCGCUCUGGAGAUCAAGUAACAUUGGUUGAAAGUGUUUAUGGUGUAAAAGUUGAAUGGAAUAAUGUACAUAAUGUGAGAGUGACAGUGUAUGGACGCUAUGUAGACAAAACAUCCGGUUUAUGUGGCACAUUUAAUCGAAAUCCUGAGGAUGAUUUCUUGACAGCAAAUGGAGAAACUAUAAACGAUGCAGUAAACUUUGGAAAUUCAUGGAAAACUGAUCCUGCCUGUGACAAUGCAACAUAUGCACCACAUCCAUGUUGGACUAAUCCUGGGAAGAACGCGACUGCUACAGCCAACUGUUCAGCUUUGUUAACGCCUCCAUUCAAUGUUUGUGCAAGCCAUGUUGAUCCAGUGUCAGAGGGUUAUAUUCAGAAUUGUGAAUAUCAAGUAUGUGGCUGCGGCGAUGAUCCUACAGUUUGUCUAUGUGAAGCAAUAGAGGCCUAUGUCGCAGAGUGUUCUUCGUCUGGUGUGGACAUUAUCUGGUUGAGUGAUGAUCGAUAUCAACAAUGCGGUAUGUCACAACUUUAUGCGUAA